Strigops habroptila (Kakapo) is the source of this 2768-nucleotide messenger RNA. It is a transcript of the gene FAP, whose product is annotated as fibroblast activation protein alpha. Gene Ontology annotation, biological process: proteolysis. The coding region runs from base 230 to 2536 and encodes 768 amino acids. Gene Ontology annotation, molecular function: dipeptidyl-peptidase activity; serine-type endopeptidase activity. The transcript has 26 exons. NCBI's taxonomy places the organism in Eukaryota, Metazoa, Chordata, Aves, Psittaciformes, Psittacidae. The record is from RefSeq and is a predicted model, not a curated record.
GUCCAUUUCUGGUCCUAAAACUUCCCCAAAAAUAUGUUUCUAAUUUUAUGGAAACCCUUUGAAAUUUGGCACAGUUUUCAAAAGUAUGUAGGGGGAAAAAAAAAAAAGUCUGCCAGAGGUUUGGCCUCUGACUGUGAAAACAGACACUGCCUUUUCAAACUCCUCUCCUAGAUCCACUGACCAACACCCAGAAGAGAGAAUUUACAUUCUUUUAGAAUACAGCAGGAAAAUGAAGACCCGGCUAAAAAUAAUUUUUGGCGUGGUUAUAUGCCUUUUCCUUUCCUUAUUACUGAUGUGUAUUAUACUGCUUCCGUCAAGAGUUGUCAACACAGAUGAUGGACCCAGAGCUCUUACAUUGGAGGAUUACUUGAAUGGAAACUUCCAAUAUAAAACAUUUUUUCCAUAUUGGGUGUCAGACAAUGAAUAUCUUCAUCAGUCUGCAGAAGAUGACAUUAUUCUCUACAAUGUUGAAAUGAACUACCCAACUACCAUCAUGACUAACAGCACAAUGAAUCUAAUCUACUUCUUAAUCUUUCAGAAACAAGUUAAUGCUUCAAAUUAUUUGUUGUCAUCUGACAAGUAUUUCAUAGCUCUGGAAAGCAAUUAUUCAAAGCUGUGGAGAUACUCUUAUACAGCAUCAUACCACAUUUAUGAUCUCAUAUAUGGUGGUUUUGUAACAGAAAAUCAGCUUCCACGUAAAAUUCAGUAUAUAUCCUGGUCACCAGUUGGACACAAAUUGGUAUAUGUAUAUCAGAAUAAUAUCUAUUUGAAACAAAGUCCAAGAGAGGCACCAAUUAAAAUAACUACUGAUGGAAAACAGAAUGAAAUAUUUAAUGGGAUUCCUGACUGGGUCUACGAAGAGGAAAUGCUAGCGACAAAAUAUGCAUUGUGGUGGUCUCCAAGUGGAAAGUAUUUAGCAUACGUGCAAUUUAAUGAUUCUGACAUACCAGUUAUAGAAUAUUCCUAUUUUGGUGAGGACCAGUAUCCUAGAAAAAUAAUUAUCCCCUACCCAAAGGCUGGGGCUAAAAAUCCUACUGUUAAAGUGUUUAUUGUAGACACUAUUAAUGCUGAAGCAUUUGGUCCUAAGAAGGUGCCAGUUCCUGCAGUCAUAGCAUCAAGUGAUCACUAUUUUACUUGGCUUACUUGGGUAACAGACAGUCGAAUCUGUGUGCAAUGGCUGAAGAGAAUCCAGAAUUUUUCAGUCUUAGCUAUUUGUGACUUCAAAGAAAAUUCAAAUACUUGGGACUGUCCAGAGAAUCAACAGCACAUAGAAGAGAGUCAAACAGGAUGGGCAGGCGGGUUCUUUGUUUCUGCACCAUAUUUUACAUCAGACAGCAGUUCAUAUUACAAAAUUUUUAGUGACAAAAAUGGUUAUAAGCAUAUUCAUUACAUCAAUGGCUCUGUGGAGAAUGCAAUCCAAAUUACAAGUGGAGAAUGGGAGGCAAUAUACAUUUUCAGAGUAACAAAUGAUGCAAUUUUCUAUUCAAGCAAUGAAUUUGAAGGCUAUCCAGGAAGGAGGAAUAUUUACAAAAUCAGUAUUGGAAGUAAACCUAUCAGAAAACAAUGCAUUACUUGCAAUUUAAGGAAAGAGAGGUGCCAGUAUUAUACAGCAAGGUUCAGUGAACAUUCUAAGUAUUACGCCUUGAUCUGUUAUGGUCCUGGGAUUCCCAUUUCUACUCUUUUUGAGAACCACGGUGAUAGAGAGCUCAGAGUAUUGGAAGACAAUUGGGAAUUACAGUCUGCUUUGCAAAAUAUCCAACUGCCAAAAGAAGAAAUUAAUAAACUUGAACUGGAUGGUAUAACUUUGUGGUACAAAAUGCUUCUACCCCCACAGUUUGAUAGAUCCAAGAAGUACCCUCUGCUUAUUCAGGUGUACGGAGGACCCUGCAGUCAGAAUGUAAAAGAAACAUUUAGCAUUAGCUGGAUAACUUAUCUUGCAAGCAAAGAGGGAAUUAUUGUUAUUCUAGUGGAUGGCAGAGGGACAGCUUAUCAAGGUGACAAGAUUUUGCAUGCAGUAUAUCGAAGACUUGGAGUCUAUGAAGUUGAGGACCAAAUCUCAGCAGUGAAGAAAUUUAUAGAAAUGGGUUUUAUUGAUGAGAAACGAAUAGCAAUAUGGGGCUGGUCCUAUGGUGGGUACAUAACUUCUUUGGCACUUGGAUCUGGCAGCGGAGUAUUUAAAUGCGGAAUGGCUGUGGCUCCUGUUUCCAGCUGGGAAUAUUACGCGUCUAUCUACACAGAACGAUUUAUGGGUCUUCCUGUAGAGUCCGACAAUCUUGAGCACUACAAGAAUUCAACUGUGAUGGCAAGAGCAAAGAAUUUCCAAAACGUAGAGUAUCUUCUCAUCCAUGGAACAGCAGAUGAUAACGUACAUUUUCAGAACUCGGCACAAAUUGCAAAAGCUCUGGUUAAUGCACAGGUGGAUUUCCAGGCAAUGUGGUAUACUGACCAGAACCAUGGAAUUCCAGGCCUUUCCAGCAAACAUCUCUACACACAUAUGACCCACUUCCUCAAACGAUGUUUUUCUUUGUCAGAAUGAGUAGACUAUUCAGAACAUGCCAAGGCAUCUGAUACAUCUCUGGGAGAAUGCAAUGAUAACAGUGCCCAGGUUAUAUAGUUUUCAGGUGAAUUGAUGACAGGAACUUUGAAGCUUUAAAUUGAUGUUUACGUCCACUUUUGAUAUUGUAUAUUAGCAACUGUUAUGCUAAUACAUGUUUUGGCACAUUUAACACCUGUUUGAUAGAAAAAAAUAAAACCAGAAUGUAAAACGC